GGACUAUACUACAAACAGCUACGACAAACAAGAAGCCGUUUAUUUUUUUAACGCGUAUUUAUAGAGAGAGAAGCAGCGUUUGGUAGAAAGGAAAAAGGGUGAAAAAGAGACGGGAGAGAAGGUGUCUGGAAUUUUCUUUGAGGACUAGGAAUCUCCAAUCUUUGUAUGUGGAGGUGCUUUUCUUUUCCUUCAUAUAUAUCCGUCGGAGAUUCCCUGGUUUUCCUUCUUCCCAGCCAAACACGGUAUUCUUCUCCUUUCCACACCAAAUACUAUUAGAUCUGAUUUUCUCUCCUAAUUCCAUCGGUGUGUCCAAAUCCUCCACACAGAUUAAAUUUUGGAGAGAAAUGGCGGAAGAGCAUCGAUGCCAAGCGCCUCGGCUGUGCGCCAACAACUGCGGCUUCUUCGGUAGUCCGGCCACGCAGAACCUCUGCUCCAAAUGCUACCGUGACUUGCAGCUGGAGGAGCACCAAUCCUCCACGGCCAUGCUUGCCUUCAACCAAUCCCUCGUCGCCACCUCAUCAUCACCUUCACCAUCUUCUUCUGUAUCGACGACCGAUCCUGUAUCUCCGGCUGUUGUUGUUGCUGUGAAUCAGCAGGGAGAGAGCCAAGCGAAGGCUAAGGCGAACAGGUGCGUUGCGUGCAGGCGGCGCGUGGGACUCACGGGGUUCGAGUGCAGGUGCGGGAUGACUUUCUGCGGGUCCCACCGGUACCCGGAGCAGCACAGCUGCACCUUCGACUUCAAAGGGAUGGGCCGGGACCAGAUCGCCCGAGCCAAUCCCGUCGUCAAGGCCCAGAAGCUCGACAUGAUCUGAUCCCGGGGGUGAUUUCGUAUUUUCUUAUUAUUCUCCACCGGGUUGUUGAUUGGGUGUGGAUAUUGAUGAUGAUAUGUGGUUCAUGUAAUUAAUUAAUCUUUUAUUUUACUGGUCCAUUCAAAUGA
Molecule: messenger RNA, 937 nt
Organism: Corylus avellana
Lineage: Eukaryota; Viridiplantae; Streptophyta; Magnoliopsida; Fagales; Betulaceae
Product: A20/AN1-like zinc finger family protein
Molecular function (GO): DNA binding; zinc ion binding
Source: RefSeq, a predicted model, not a curated record